Molecule: messenger RNA, 3861 nt
Organism: Penicillium riverlandense
Lineage: Eukaryota; Fungi; Ascomycota; Eurotiomycetes; Eurotiales; Aspergillaceae
Product: GRAM and VASt domain-containing protein
Exons: 3
Coding region: 1-3861 (1286 amino acids)
Biological process (GO): intracellular sterol transport
Cellular component (GO): mitochondrion; cortical endoplasmic reticulum; plasma membrane
Molecular function (GO): sterol binding; sterol transfer activity
Source: RefSeq, a predicted model, not a curated record
AUGGAGGAUUCCACCUCCCAGGGCUCCCCAUCCUCCAGCGUCAGGAGCACCAGCAGGGCCCGUCGCUCGUGGACGGUUUCGGCGGACACGGAGGCGAUUCUGAGCUCCGGCCGGAGCAACGGGCAGUCAUCAGUCGGUUCCAGCAUCGAAAGACCGAAAACCCAGGAUGGAGAGGCAGGAGAUUCCGUAAAGGCUGGCUCCAGCAGUUUCUCCAAAUUGUUGAACGCACGGCGGAGGCGCAAGGAGAGGAAGAACAGUCAAAAACCAUUGGAGGACCUGCCACCAGUGCCGAGCGGAGUGGUGGAACGAGCCCUACAGGCAAGUCGGUCGAAUGAGUCUCGAGGUAGCACCUCGGCUACUUCCUCAUCAUCCGUAACGGUCGAUUCGGUACCGCCUGAAGGUGAUGUGGUCAAUCUACUGACAGAUGAUUCCGAACCUGACAAGACUCCCCCUCUUACCUCUCACAACUCGCAUACUGGCUUCUACACCCUCUCUUCUCCGCUCAUCAAGACCGCCUCUGUCGACCCUACUGACACCGAUCGAGCUCACGCCGAUGUGGACUCUGUAGUGAGCGGCCCGAGUGGAACUGGCUCGGAGUCAAAUACAGGCGAGAGUCUCCCUAGAUCUGCGACACAAGCAACCUUGGAGGUUCCGACAGAUUCUAAUGGGAAGAGGCGUGCUUCAACAACGAAACGUUUCAAAGAAGCUAUAUCGGCAACACAAGACAAGAAAAGUGCCAAUGAGGACUCAGAACGUGCAUCAUCCAAGUCAGGGGGCGCCCGAAGUGGGCGGAGUCUGUUCAGCAGUCGGCGAAGCAGCCUGUCGUCAAAACGAGCUCAACCGAGCCCAGAACCUGUCCCGCCUAUACCGGCGCCCAUCCGGACCGAUAUCACGGAGGAAAAACCAGUCGCAGAAGAAAAGCCUCCGUCUCCUGGAAAGGCCCCUAGCAAAAGCCCGUUGCCGACUACUCCACGCCAGCCAAGUCUUCCAGCACCGGAAACAACAGUGACCCCACCAACGCCUACCGAGAAUCGCCUGCUCGGUUCCCCAACGAUGCCCAAUGUGUCAGAAUCCCCCGAAUCAAUCAAACCCAGAAACUCCUUUUCCUCGGCUGGAAUUACUGUGAGCCCCUCUGGGAACAUGAUCUCACAUCGACGAGUGAGAUCUGCGUCUGCAGCUCAUGCCCCAAGUAAACUGUCUACUUCGACGUCAUUGAGUCCUCUCGAGGAGGCAAAGCCCCUUGCACAUCAACAGAGUGGCUUCUUUUCGUCUGUGUUCUCCGUUGCCCAGAACGCAGCAUCUUCAUUAAGCAACACCCUCAGCACCCAACAAAAGAAUCGGGCCGUCUCUCAAACCGCCAAUGCUUCUGCGAAUAACCCGUUUGUCGACUCUGCUAGUGAUGAGGCCGAUAAAACCUCCAGCAAGAGCGAGGAGGGGAAAUCAACGACUGUGGAGACCCUUGGGGCCGGUGAUCUAAGUUUCAGCCAUUUGGAUAUUGAUGCACCGCCCGGCGAGGUGAUCUCUACCACUGACGGGGUUGUGAUUACCAAGCCCGACUCGCCUAUUGAGAAGCGGAGAAAUACUGCAGUGUAUCAGCGGGACGCGGAGGCUGCCAAACUCGAAGACAAGCGUGCAGCACGCGCGGUUCACAUGGCCUACGAGAAGCCUUCAGAGCCCGCGUUUACCGGUCCGACAAUUGAAGACGCUCUUGAUCUUCAAUCUACAGUCUCUUUUCCAGGAGACGGCACGAUUACUGGUGAUCAUACCCCUCCGACAGGCAGUAUCAUCGACGGCGACCUUGGCGGUAUCAAACGCACCGGUAGUGUCCGCAGCCGGCAGGCUCGGAGGCAUCGGGGCUCUUCUGGGGCGACAGGGUCGACGAUCGCUGCCGCUGCCGCUGGUGCCAGUACACUUGCAUUGGGUGUAUCUGGCGCCAACUCCAGUGUUCCUCGCCUGACCGGCUUUGCUGUCGCGAGCAAAAAGCGCAAUAGAGACUUCCACCAGCUUUUCCGAAGUGUUCCGGAGGAUGAUUACUUGAUCGAGGAUUACAGCUGUGCAUUGCAGCGAGAAAUCAUCCUGGCUGGUCGCAUCUAUGUCUCCGAAGGCCACAUCUGUUUCUCUAGCAACAUUCUCGGCUGGGUUACCACUCUUGUGAUCAGUUUUGAUGAAGUUGUGGCGGUGGAAAAAGAAAACACCGCAAUGGUUUUCCCGAAUGCAAUUGCCAUCCAGACCCUACACGCGCGACAUACCUUCCGCAGUUUACUUAGCCGUGAGUCCACUUAUGAUCUAAUGGUCAAUAUUUGGAAAAUCAACCAUCCUUCUCUCAAAAGCUCUGUAAACGGAACCCGCGUUGCGGGCACCGGUGACAAGACAGAGAAGGUUGGAGAUGGGGACAGUGACUCGGAGACCGAGGUGUCGGACGAAGACGACAUCUACGACGAGGAUGAAGAAGACGACAACGCCGAUAGCCUUUUUGGCGCUGGAGACGCGAGCAUGAAUGGUAGCUCAGUAUCUUUGCCAGCAAAAGGCAGAUUGAGCCGCCAGACUUCUGGCUUAUUGCUGACUGCGAACGGAUCGCCUCCUGCUGCUGGGUCGAAUGGCGAAGGCAAGAAUGGUACCAAAUCAUCGCCGGCCAAGGAUGCUGAGAAUGAUUUUCCCGGUCCGCCUACACAUCCACCUACCGAAUAUACGGAGUCCGAUGGACAGUACGAGAAGAUUAUCAAAGAUGAAGUUAUUCCGGCACCACUUGGGAAGGUCUACUCCCUGGUUUUCGGCCCCGCAUCUGGAGGUUUCAUGACCAAGUUCCUGGUCGAGAACCAAAAGUCCGGCGAGCUGCAAUUCGAGGGAGGGUUGAAGGGCCUUACCAAUGAAAGCCGGAUCCGGAAGUACUCAUACAUCAAGCCUCUCCCCGGCUCCAUCGGGCCCAGGCAGACGAAAUGUAUCAGUACAGAAAAUCUGGACUUCUUGGAUCUGGAAAAAGCUGUCCUUGUCACGUUGACUACUCAGACCCCCGAUGUGCCUAGUGGAAAUGUUUUUUCCACCAAGACUAAAUAUCUCUUCACCUGGGCUGGUGGUAACCAAAUGCGCUUUCUCAUGACCUGUACGAUCGAGUGGACGGGCAAAAGUUGGUUGAAGGGUCCAAUUGAGAAAGGUGCAAUCGAUGGCCAGACUACAUUUGGCAACGAGCUGGUCAAGGCCCUUAAGAUGGGUGUUGUUCCUCGCGGGCGUGCAGCUACUGGGCGAACCAAGGGCCGGCGCAAGAAGGGCGAUGGGGCGGCUCGUGAAGCGUCUGGGGCAGCAUCAUUGAAGGCAGCAGCGGAUGCCAAUGCGGCCCAGGCGCAAUCUUGGGGCUUAUUUGAGCCGGUUCGUUCAAUCCUCGAGCCCUUCGCAAGCUUAUUCAAGCCACUAUGGAGUGGCAAUAUUGCAAUCUUGGUCAUCGGUAUUCUGCUGUAUAUGGUGUUUUUCCGGUCCCCGUCGGGGUCAUCUAUGCUCUCGCAUGAUGUUGGCUGUCCAGGCCACAAUUUACCUCAACGCCUGGCUGCAUACGAGGAAAUGUGGCGACGCGAAGAAAGCGAGCUCUGGACUUGGCUGGAAGAUCGCGUGGGCAUGGACGGAAUGGUUUUCCCGAAUGUCGUUACCCAUCGAUCAUCUGGGUCACCCUCUGGCCGCAGGUCCUCCCGAUUCAACGGCGCAGAUGAGCGCGAGCUAAAUGCUCGACUGCGCGAGGAGCGGGUUUCCGAUCGAGAGAUGGACCAUGCAAUUCGCACCACUCGCCAACGGCUCGAUGUCCUUGAGGAGAUGAUAAGCAAGAACAAGGAACGAUUGGUCGUUGACGAGGAGGCGUUCCGGUCCGAAUUGUGA